ACUAAUGUCAAACAAGCGACGUGUUCCAGCUGGCGGAGAUGCUUUUGAGACUCAUGACACUAUUUUUAGAGUUGUUUCAGCAAAAAAUAUCCUAUUGAUUUACAUUUUAUGGAAUAUGAUUCUAGCAUCUUUAUUUCUGGUCUUGAAGUUAUGCAUUGAAUCAUCGAUCAGUAUAUUAUUUUCUCUUCCUUUUGUUUCCACUUGUUUCAUUUUCAUAUUCUCGCUCAGAAUGAAAUCCAAACAAAUUUUUGGAGUUUUAGCAGUUUAUACGAUAAUUUCGCUUUUGAACACAAUUUUCAAAAUGAGUGUUGGAUUAAGUGAUGGUGAUUGGUGGGAGAGAUGUUUUGUGGGUUCUGUGGAGACCUUUCAUUCGAUUAUCACAAUAUUGCAUUCAAUUUUCCAAUUUUUCAUCUCAAUUAUAUUAAUUCGAAUGAGUUUUUGGGAAAUGGAUGCAAGUUGCUGCUGUUGUCACUGUUGUGUCCUGUGUUGCUGGUGUUGCCCGUAUUUUAAAAAUGAUGAAAACGAGGAAAGAAGUCAUGUUUCAAAGUGUUCCAGCUUUUCUGAAUAAACAAGAACUUUAUAAUCUCAAA
Molecule: messenger RNA, 590 nt
Organism: Caenorhabditis elegans
Lineage: Eukaryota; Metazoa; Nematoda; Chromadorea; Rhabditida; Rhabditidae
Gene: F59A3.7
Exons: 7
Coding region: 5-568 (187 amino acids)
Source: RefSeq, marked reviewed